Messenger RNA from Lathyrus sativus (Indian pea), 1137 nucleotides. Lineage: Eukaryota; Viridiplantae; Streptophyta; Magnoliopsida; Fabales; Fabaceae. The record is from the annotation of a GenBank genome assembly.
AUGGGGAAAGAGAUUCAGAGAGUACUCGAGUUCUACAGCGGAAUCGGCGGAAUGAGAUACUCGCUGAUGAAGGCUCAAGUGAACGCGCAAGUGAUCGAAGCAUUUGAAAUCAAUAACAUUGCAAAUGAUGUUUACCAACAUAACUUUUCUCAUCGUCCUUAUCAGGGAAAUAUUCAAAGCCUAACUGCUGUUGACCUAGACAAAUAUGGUGCUGACGUAUGGCUUCUUUCUCCUCCCUGUCAACCUUACACGCGACAAGGUCUCCAGAAGGACACUGGGGAUGCACGGGCGUUUUCUUUUCUUCAGAUUCUUGAGCUCAUCCCAUUCUUAUUGCACCCUCCAAGUAUGUUGUUUGUGGAAAAUGUUGUCGGGUUUGAGAUAUCUGAUACACAUGCAAAACUGAUUGAAAUACUGGAGAAAACUAAUUUCAUCACACAAGAGUUCAUUCUCAGCCCUUUACAGUUUGGAAUUCCAUAUUCUAGGCCCCGUUAUUUUUGCCUGGCCAAGAGAAAACCGUCAUCAUUUGGAAAUGAAUUUUUGAACCGCCAGCUAAUUCAAUCUCCAAAGCCAUUAUUUGAGCCCUUCAAUGCAGACUCUAAGGAAGAUGAUUUAUCACUAGAGGAUAGACACAAUUUGUUGCAGUCAUGUCAACCUAUUGAGAAGUUUCUUGUAUUAAAGAAUCCUAGCAAUGAUACAGAUGUUGAAUCUGCGGCUUCUACGACCGGUGUGUCCAAUGACAUUUCUAGAACUUCAGGAGAAGAUAACGAGCAUGAAUACGAUUCUUUAGACAAGUAUUACGUUCACCCAAGCUUGUUAGAGCGGUGGGGAAGUGCUAUGGAUGUUGUGUACCCUGAUUCAAAGCGCUGCUGCUGUUUUACAAAAAGUUAUUACAGAUAUGUGAAGGGAACUGGCUCCCUUUUGGCAACUGUUCAGCCAAUGAAGAGGGACAAAACAUCACUCAAGGAGCAGCGUCUUAGGUACUUUACACCAAGAGAGGUUGCAAACCUACAUUCUUUUCCUGAAGAUUUCAAGUUUCCAGAACACAUCAGUCUCAAACAACGGUAUGCAUUGCUCGGGAACAGUUUAAGCAUAUCAGUUGUCGCACCCUUACUUCAUUAUCUUUUCACUGAAGCGUAG